Messenger RNA from Phragmites australis (common reed), 977 nucleotides. RefSeq lists its product as uncharacterized. The transcript has 2 exons. The record is from RefSeq and is a predicted model, not a curated record. NCBI's taxonomy places the organism in Eukaryota, Viridiplantae, Streptophyta, Magnoliopsida, Poales, Poaceae. The annotation marks the transcript as partial.
CCGUCGCCAGCGCUAUAAAAAGAGGUGGGGGCCGGGGCGCUCGGUACGAGGUUCACCGCGCCGCUAGUCACCCCACCGACACCUAAACCCUAACCGAUCUAGAGGAGGGGGCGCUGUGCCGACGGGAAGCUCCACCUGGCCCUCUGCGUCACGCCCUGGACUACGUGCGCCUACGUCACCAUCGUCGGACGCCGGCGAGCCCUUCUGCCCCGACCGUCGCUGCCCUAGCGCAGAGCUCCACCGACGAAGCAGAGAUGGCGGGUUCUAGCAACCUUACUCCAACCACUGGAGUCUCAGGAGGGUACAACUUGAUGGGUUGUAUCAAUGAGAUUCCAACUCUGAAAGGUGACAACUAUUCAGAGUGGAAAAAGAAGAUCGACCUAGCCUUCAUCUUGGCUGAGGUUGAUUGGGUAGUCACCACACCGUGUCCUACAGAUCCUGUGGCACCGGUGAGGGAGACAAACGAGGCUGAUGCCGCUUGGGCAACCAGAGAUAGGGAUUAUCAAUCCCAAAAGAUGGCCUAUGACCUUGAGCAUAGGAAGUGGGUCACUGCCAACAAGAAAUGUUUGGCAGUGAUAAAGAACACGAUUGAGCCUGCUAUUGUGGGUUCGAUCUCAGAGUGUGACACUGUCACUGAGUACCUGAACAGAAUAAAGAGUCAGUUUACUGGCUCUUCAAAGACUUAUGCUACCCAGCUGAUAAAGCAGCUGGUAACAGAAAGAUACUCAGGUGGAGGCAGUGGCAUAAGAGAGCACAUACUGAGGAUGAGCAACUUGGCAUCCAAGCUCAAACCAAUGGAUCUGGCUCUAAAGGAUGAGUUCCUUAUCCAUUUGAUUUUUGCUUCUUUGCCAAAAGAGUUUGAUACAUUUGUUGUAAACUACAACAUACAGCCCGAGAAGUGGGAUUUAGAGAAGCUCAUUGCUAUGUGUGUGCAAGAAGAGGAAAGGAUAAAAGCUUCACAUGGUGGUUCAUCAACU